This is a messenger RNA of Silurus meridionalis, 1739 nucleotides long. It is a transcript of the gene afg1lb, whose product is annotated as AFG1 like ATPase b. The record is from RefSeq and is a predicted model, not a curated record. Gene Ontology annotation, molecular function: ATP binding; ATP hydrolysis activity. The coding region runs from base 61 to 1407 and encodes 448 amino acids. The transcript is spliced from 12 exons. Gene Ontology annotation, cellular component: mitochondrion; cytoplasm. Lineage: Eukaryota; Metazoa; Chordata; Actinopteri; Siluriformes; Siluridae.
AACUAAUAAAAUGUAAGCCUUUCAAAUAAAGUUCUACUACUUUGAACCUGAAAAACCAACAUGGCGGCGCGCGUGUUAGCAAGAAACUUUGCGAGAUAUUUUAAAGAGGAAUCGUUUUCUGUACGGAAUUUUAAGAUAGUCACUGGUUGUUGGAUGUGUGAGAAACCCCAGUCCACUAGCCCAGACUACACCACACCCCUCGGACCUGUCGCUCACUACGAUGGCCUGGUGAAAUCUGGCUUGCUUGUUGAAGAUAGUCUACAGAAAGCUGCACUUUGCCAGCUUGAAAAGUUGUGUGGAGAAAUGGCAAGAUAUUCCAACCUCCCUCUCUGUCUUCCAAAGGCCACAGAGAGAAAAACAGAUGGUAGGUUAACAGGAGAAGUGUCCAAAAUCUUCAAGAUGGAGGAAAGAGUAGAGGAUGUGGGAUGUGGUGCUUGGAGGACAGAAGAACAGGAAGUUGAGGAACGUGAGACUGAAAAGGAUCGUGUGAAGCAGCCUCUUCCUCGUGGAUUCUACAUUCAUGGUGGUGUUGGCACUGGAAAAACUAUGCUGAUGGACAUGUUUUACUCCCACGUCAAAACUCAGAGGAAAAAAAGACUCCAUUUCGAUGCCUUUAUGUUGGACGUACACAGAAAGAUUCACCGGAUGAAGCGAAUUCUGCCGAAACAACGCUCGGGCGAACCGACAAUAACGCAUGACCCCGUCUUCAGCGUUGCCAUGGAGAUGGGGGCAGAUACCUGCCUCUUAUGCCUGGAUGAGUUUCAGGUGACUGACGUUGCCAGUGCCAUGAUUCUGAAGCAGCUUUUUGAGGGCUUGUUUACAUGCGGUGUGGUCCUGGUGACCACCUCCAACCGACCACCAGAAGAACUCUACAAAAACGGUCUUCACAGGCCUGCGUUUGUGCCUUUCAUUGAUGUCCUCAAGGAGCAUUGCUGCGUGUUGAGAUUGGACACCGGACUCGAUUACCGCCAAAGGCACAUGGAACCCGCGGGAAGACUUUAUUACAUAUCGAGCGAACCUGACGCUGAAGCUGCCGUGGACUCUCUGAUCCGAGAGUUGGCUUCGGGACAAAACCGUGUACCCAGGCCGAGAACGCUGAUCGUACAGGGCAGAGAGUUAACGCUGAAAUGGACCUGUGGGACCAUUGCUGAUUGCACCUUCCAAGAACUCUGUGAGCAUGCAUUAGGAGCAAGCGAUUAUCUGGAGAUCGCUCGGCAUUUCCGUACGGUCGUUAUUCGUAACGUGCCUCGGCUGAAGGUUGAAUUAAAGGACCAAGCCAGGCGCUUUAUUACACUCAUCGACAUCUUCUAUGACCAAAAGUAUUCGGACACCUGUCUUCUCCAAUCUGAAGAUCUAAACCUGUUCCAGUAUGUGCACAAAGCCAGCUCCAUGAAGAUAAAGGACUGAUUAGACCAAGAUGGAGAUCCACCAGAAUCUUCCUGAGACUGUUAGGACGCCAUCUUCCCAGCAGAUUAAGCUGGACCUGAAUACGUUCAGGAAACAAGACACUUGGGAGCUCUUGAGUGUUGUAUCUGCUAUUUCACUCCUUAAGAAAUACCAUUGGGAUACCAAGUCAGGCCUCCUCACUUUACCAACAUCAGAACCUGAUUUUCCUAACACAAUUCUUCACAAAAUCUAGAGGAACUUCUUCCCUGAAGAACAGAGGAAAAAGAAGCAUCUCGCAACCUUACAGUCAGGUGUCCUCAAACUUUUGGCCCAAAAAUGUCUUACUGUAUCUG